Molecule: messenger RNA, 2703 nt
Organism: Tachysurus vachellii
Lineage: Eukaryota; Metazoa; Chordata; Actinopteri; Siluriformes; Bagridae
Gene: scinla
Product: scinderin like a
Exons: 17
Coding region: 121-2280 (719 amino acids)
Biological process (GO): actin polymerization or depolymerization; actin filament severing; barbed-end actin filament capping
Cellular component (GO): actin cytoskeleton; cytoplasm
Molecular function (GO): actin filament binding; phosphatidylinositol-4,5-bisphosphate binding
Source: RefSeq, a predicted model, not a curated record
GAGACUUAGAGGGCUGUUCACUUCCUCCUUAUAAACAGUGAUCCUGAAGGUGGGGCUUUUAAACCUCUACAGAUUCUCCAUCCACAUCCAGCAGUCACUCACUUCAACAAUACAGUAAUCAUGGUGGUCCACAAGGAGUUCCAGACUGCAGGAAAACAGCCAGGCCUACAGAUAUGGAGGGUGGAAAAGAUGGACCUGGUGCCAGUACCAAAGCAACUCUAUGGCAACUUCUAUAUUGGAGAUGCCUACAUCCUCCUCUAUACUACUCCUGCUCCAUCCUAUGCCAUCCACAUGUGGCUUGGGGAUGAGUGUUCCCAGGAUGAAAGUGGAUCUGCAGCAAUCUUUGCUACCCAACUAGAUGACUUCUUGGGUGGAAGUCCAGUUCAGUUUCGUGAGGUCCAGAACAACGAGUCCCUCACCUUCCUCAGCUACUUCAAGUCUGGUGUUAAGUAUAAGCAAGGUGGAGUGGCCUCUGGCUUUCAACACGUGGUGACCAACGACAUGGAUGUGAAGAGAUUACUCCAUGUUAAAGGGCGGAGGGUGAUCCGUGCGACUGAAGUUCCUCUGUUAUGGAACAGCUUUAAUCGCGGAGACUGUUUCAUCGUCGACCUGGGCAAGGACAUCUAUCAGUGGUGUGGCAGUGAUUGUAACCGAUUUGAACGUUUGAAAGCAUCUCAGGUGGCUAUUGACAUCCGUGAUAAUGAGCGUAAUGGACGUGCCAAGCUGCACAUGGUUGAGGAGGGCUCUGAGCCAGAGGCCAUUAUUGCUGUACUUGGGCCCAAGCCUGAGAUCCCAGCAGGAAGACCUGAUGAUGAGAUAGUCGACCAAGCUAACAAGAAGGGAAUACUUUAUAUGGUUUCUGAUGCUGCAGGCUCCGUGAAGACCUCUGUGGUGGCUCAGAGCAGCCCAUUCAAACAGGAGAUGCUUUCUCCCAGUGAAUGCUACAUCCUUGACAAUGGAGCUGAUGGAAAAAUCUUUUUGUGGAAAGGUCCCAAAUCCAGUGAAGCUGAACGUAAGGCAGGCAUGAAUGCUGCAGGGCAAUUUAUCAAAGACCAUAACUACCCUAAAAAGACCCAGAUCCAGGUGUUACCUGCUGGCAGUGAGACCACACUGUUUAAACAGUUCUUCAGCAACUGGAAGGAUAGAGCUCAGACCAUGGGACCUGGGAAGGCCUACACUAUUGGGAAGAUUGCUAGAGUGGAGCAGAUCCCCUUUGAUGCAUCCAGCUUGCACUCCAACAAAGCCAUGGCUGCGCAACACGGCAUGGUGGAUGACGGCUCGGGCAAGGUGCAGGUGUGGCGUGUUGAGGGUGGGGAUAAGGUUCCUGUGGACCCAUCCACCCACGGUCAUUUCUAUGGAGGUGACUGCUAUCUGAUCCUUUACAGCUACAAACAGGGAGGCAGAGAGCAGCAUAUCAUCUAUACCUGGCAAGGGCUGAAGUGCACACAGGAUGAGUUGGCCGCCUCUGCCUUUUUAACGGUCAAAUUGGACGACUCCAUGGGAGGAUCUCCUGUUCAGGUCCGUGUCACUCAAGGCCAGGAACCACCCCAUCUGAUGAGCUUGUUUAAAAGCAAACCAAUGAUCAUUUUCUUGGGUGGGACUUCACGAAAAGGCGGGCAGAGCAAAACAGCAAGCACACGUCUCUUCCACAUCCGGCAGAGCUCUAGCCAAGCUACACGCACUGUUGAGGUGAAGCCCUGUGCUGAAAAUCUGAACUCCAAUGAUGUGUUUGUGCUGAAGACUCCAGAAUCUGUGUUUCUGUGGAAAGGAGUUGGGGCCACAGAUGGGGAGAUGAAUGCUGCCAAACACAUCUGCAGCUUCCUGGGUGGCAGCGUUACUGAAGUGGCAGAGGGGAAGGAACCAGCUGGAUUUUGGCUUGCUCUUGGUGGAAAGAAGGACUAUCAGACCUCUACUAGUUUGCAGAAGACAGUUAAACCACCUCGUCUGUUUGGCUGUUCCAACAAAACCGGCCGUCUCAUAGUAGAGGAAGUGCCAGGAGAGUUCACUCAGGUUGAUUUGGCCACAGAUGAUGUCAUGCUUCUGGAUACCUGGGACCAGAUCUUUAUCUGGAUUGGUAACGAUGCUAACGAAGUGGAGAAGAACGGCGCAGAUAAAAUAGCUAAAGACUAUGUGAACUCAGACCCAUCUGGCCGUCGUGGCACUCCCGUAAGCCUUAUAAAGCAAGGCAUUGAGCCGCCCACGUUCACUGGCUGGUUCCAGGCCUGGGAUGCUAAACUUUGGGACAAAGACCCCCUGGAACGUAUCCAUGCCUGUUUCUGAACACAGUCAUAGACACACACAUAUACACAGUUUAUAAUUUACAUUAGUCCUGCUGUCUGCGAAAAAGUCUAUGCACUAGGCAAUAAAUACGCUGCCAUUUUUUUAAAUGAAAUAUUUGCUUUCAGCCUAUGCUUUAAAUAAGUUUUAAACAUACAGUUAAAAUAUACAUUUGUUGUCUAAAUCUAUGCUGAAACUAAAUAUAAGGACCUGUGUUCUCUAGCUGGCAUGUAAACAUGGAAUUCAUAAUCAUGUGCAUUCAAACUGAAAUAUUUAGAAAGUAUACCAUCAAAUAUUUUUAACAGAGCCAGUAUAAAAUCUCAAAAUGGCAAUUUACAUUUACCAGUCAUUUUCCAGGAUAAUGUAAUCAUUUCAAUUCAUUUCAAAUAUUCUGCUUCAUAAUAAAAUGGGCAUCUUGAAACAACA